Pelobates fuscus (common spadefoot toad) is the source of this 2365-nucleotide messenger RNA. RefSeq lists its product as uncharacterized. The record is from RefSeq and is a predicted model, not a curated record. The transcript is spliced from 10 exons. The coding region runs from base 135 to 803 and encodes 222 amino acids. Lineage: Eukaryota; Metazoa; Chordata; Amphibia; Anura; Pelobatidae. Gene Ontology annotation, molecular function: cytokine activity. Gene Ontology annotation, cellular component: membrane.
AAACACCAAAGAGAACUUUGCAUUGGAAGGAGCCUCAAGAAGUCCUUACUUAACUGACAUGUCUACUGGUGUACAAGCAAGACUAUGGAAUGGAAAAAUGCACUUCAGUUUGAGAAAAUAGACAUUCUUUGCUGAUGGGAGGUGUGAAGAAAAUCCAACUAGUGUCUUUAUUUCUGCUGUUUUUAAAUCUGGGGACAUGCCUGAGUUGUAAACCUAAAUAUUGGUCCCUUACUUCUCAUUAUGAUAAUCAUAUCAACAAUUUGGAAAAUAAUUUUGCUUUGGACUACCCUACAUAUACUGUGUCCAAUCUGCGAAAAGACAGUUGGUGCUCUGAAAUAUGGAUUUUUCAUUUAUCUGAUAAAGAACUGUCGAGAAUAAAAGAAGUAUCUGGAGAAAAUUUAAAAAAAUCCAUUUCUCCCGUUCUUAAGGAGUUUGAAUUCUUAAAUGACUGCUCAUUUACUAUAUCGGAAGACUGCCGAGUACAUAGGAAUACAAACAUGUCGGAAUUUAUAGACACAUUAAGAUCUAUAAACAGAACAGCAUUCAUGAAUAAGAGGGACUAUUCCAACUGCACUGAGAUUCUCUGUGAAAAAGUUCAAGAUGAACCUAAUGGUUUUCCUGACCCAGGCAAGCAAGAGGGACAGCAGACAGAUGUAUGUUGGGGCUGGAUUGCCUUCGGUAUAAUCCUCCUGUUUUUCAUCAUCUUCAUCAUCUUUAUAUAUAAAACAUGUCAAAGACAAGGCAGUUCUGUGCACAGAAAGGAUGACCUCAGUAUGAUGGAAAUGUCUCCUUUCACACCCUAAAAUAACAGUGAUGAGAUUGAUAUAACGUAACCCAAAAUCCUUGAACCUAAAUGGUCACUGGUUGCAAACGUGUUUUCAGAAUUACCAGAUAUUGAUUCAUUGCCAAACAUGAUGUAUUUUCUAAAUACACUCCUGACGCUUUGCCUUAACCUCUGUGCAUGUAACAGCAAGCAUGAUCGGGACGAUUGCUAUAUAUCCAAAGUACUACUACUUAUAUCAGAUUUGCAAAAUAAACUUACAGAGAUAAAUGCUACAUUAUCAGAGUCUAAAAUCCAAAAAAAGGGCAUGAGCUUAAAGGCACUUGGUGGUCUUAAAAGACAUCUGUUAAGCCACCACAAAUAUCUACUGUCAUUGAGACUUUUUACUUUGACUUUAUGUUUUAUAUGGAAAAAAAAAAAAAAAGAUUACACAGUAACGAAUUCCGCAUUCGUAUCUGGAAAGCAGUACCAUGGAAUAUUUGAAUUAUUUUAACGGAGAUCUUUUUAAGAAGACAGAAGUAAUAUUGUUCAGUGAAAAUAACUUUUCGGCUAAAGAAGAUGGGCACAUGCAUCAAGUGUUCUGCUAAAUGAAGGACAAUUAAAGUAUCUGCAUGUACCAUAAUCACUUAACACACAAUGAAGAUGUACUGAAAGAGGACAAUUCUAAUAAAAAACUUUCGAAAGAAAAAAUUGUGUGACUCAAUAAACCAAAAAAGGAAAAUAUUGUAUUGUUUCUGUUAUUAGCAGACAAGAUGACUGACAGCAAGAAGGCCACCAGCGGACUCCAUGUCAUCACUUCAAAAUACUCUUUAUUUAACUUAUAUAUUUUGGAACUGUAAGAAUAAUAUUUAUGAAAUUGUAUUGAAUAGUCAAGUUUAAUUAUUUAGUGCACUGAAUAUAGAGUAGUGAUAGUUUUAACCUUAAUAGCCUAGCAUCAUGGGCAUUGUAGUACUCAUAAACCUCUAGGAUGCCAGUUUUUGCCAUGGAUACUCAUCACCACACUCCAAAAAUACUUAAAUAAUUCCAAUUUUAGUACCACUUCAGUAAAAAAAAAAAAACUUUUUAGUAGAUAUAUCCCCAAAGAAAAUAUGUAUAUAAUUAGUUUAGCUUUGUUUGGGGUAUAUGAUAUCUUGACUUGUAAAUGCUGCAGAGCUAGUAUCUGCAGCCAUUUAAAGCCCUCCCAUUCUUGCCCAUUAGAGACUUUCUGUGGCUGUCCAAUCACAGACUUUCCAAUGCAGCUUAAUGAGAUGUCUUUGCAAGACAUGUGCUCUGGGCAUUUGCUGCCUCUUGAGUUAAGUUCUAGUGAGUUAACCAAACCAGGAAGUAACUUGACAGGUUGUCCGAUCGACAGCCAGUGGAGUAAGAUACGGUUAACUCAUAAAAGAUUUAUAUUGAAAUGACAUUUAAAAAGCAGACACACUCUUCACACACAAGCAUUUCAUCAAGAUAAAGUACGUUAUGUGUUUAGAGUGUCCCCUUAAACACUGCACAAUUCAUGUCUACGUGAUAAUAUUCAGAUCUGCAGAGCUUUAACAGUACCUUGCUGAAUGAGAUUGUUUAUUGUCUGUGUUUGAUAAGCUAACU